This is a messenger RNA of Brassica rapa (field mustard), 5901 nucleotides long. Its product is annotated as probable calcium-binding protein CML45. Gene Ontology annotation, molecular function: calcium ion binding. Lineage: Eukaryota; Viridiplantae; Streptophyta; Magnoliopsida; Brassicales; Brassicaceae. The record is from RefSeq and is a predicted model, not a curated record.
CGGUGAUUGGAGAUUGGUAUUAGAAACCUCUGAAAAUAAUUUUCGACGGAGAUGACGAAGAACUCCCAAAAAAAUGAGCGGUGAAAGAUACUAGGAGAGAGAUGAGUGUUGUAUCGAUUUUGGUGACGCAUGAGAAAGAGAAUAUAGGUGGUUUCGAAAUUGAAUAGGCUGUAGGUAGCGUUACACGAACCUAGGGGCAGAAUAGUCAUAAAAUCAAGCGCGUGUUGAUGAAAAAAGCACUUUUCCAUAUCUGCAAAUUAAGCGGUUAUGCUUGUAUAUGCAGUGCAAUUUCUCUAUUAAAAAAUUACUAAUUUUUACUUAACCUAUUUUAUUUGCUUAAAAACAACAAUAACUAUAGCUAAUCAACUAAUAAAAAUCAUACUGCAGAAUAUAAAUGGCUUUAAACAUCAAACUACAUUUAUUUCUUACAUUAAAAAUUCGAAAACAUUAUUUAAAAUAAAACAAAAACAAAUUCUGAAAAUACUAUUUAAAGUGGAAAAGGAAGAACGACAAAAAAAAGUGGAAAAGGAGGAAAUAUUAGAUUAAACCAGAAUUUCACCAUAAAGGAACCAAUAAAAUAGUUGCCAAAUAAUUCACUUUUAUAGUUUUAUACGUUUAUACAAUUGAAAUUUACCAUUGCGCCACAUUCCAAUUGUGUUUCUAUCUAUGGACCAUUAUUAAUUUUUUUUCUUUUCAAAAAGGCUUUGGUUGUUAACCCAUUUUCGAAUAUCAAAUUCGUCUAUACUCGGAUUUGGCCUACGGAAUAAGUGAUUAACAUAGCUGAUUAGGGCAUUUAUUGUUAAAACACGCAUCACAUUUACAGCGACACAUAUUCACGUCUUAUUACAGGUAAUUGACACCGGUUCGGGUCAUGACGCGGCUACUCUUCGAAACCGAAACUUGAUUUCCACUUGGUUUAUUGUUAUUUGACUAAUUAAUAUCGUGCAAGAGACCAGCCAUAUUUACACUUAACUCCUGAAACCGUGUUGCUAGGCUUUAACUUUCUGUGCGCUUCAAUGUCACUAAUCCACCAGACACGACCAAAGUUUUUUUCUUCUUUGGCGUGAUAUGUGCGUGAUUUGUAUGACAAUAAAAUAUGGUUUUCCUUCUUUUUUCAAAAAAUACUUUUUAAUAAACUACGUAAUCAUAGUUCAACACGCAAAUAGUCAAGACUGACACGUACUUGAAAACUCCACACACGUCAAUCCAUGGCAUCAACGUAACAAUAAGUGGUGGUCUUAGUCAAAACCCCCGAAAUCUUCUAAUUAUCAAACAUUUUAGAAGAUAGUAUAAAGUUAAAAAUAAUAUUUUUUCAAUAAUCUUUUGAAGAAAACCAACAAAAUAUAUUAUCUUUCUUUUUGGGAAAAUAUAAAUCAAACCUGGCUAAUACGUAAUCAAUUAAUGCUAUUACAGCUCACAAGUUGACCAACUUAUGUAUUUUAAUUAUCAGAAAAUGUUUAGUUUAAAUUUAAAUGUUGGAUAGAAGAUGAUAAAGACGGAACAUAGAAACGAGUAUCCUCUUUGAACAAAAAAAAAGAAAAGAAACGAGUAUCCUCUUUUAUUUUCUUGGGCAAAGAAUCAUGAAUUGCAUGGUAGUUCUUUUUUUUUCUUUGCUUAACCAUGUGGUCAUAAAAAAGCAAGAACUUACAAAUCAAUGGAAUCUAUAAUAUUAUUUAUUAAAACUAAUGAUUCAUCAAUAUAAAAUUGUGGAGAACAUAAAAAAUCAGUAAAAAAAAACUUCUUAAACAAUAAUACAGAUACCAUAAUUUAGAAAUGUUUCAAAAAAACCAUAGCUACACAUAAUUCUCAUCAAAUAAGAAUAAAUCGAGCUUAGAUAAUUCACAUAAAACAAAAACACUGAGUCAUAUUUUAGUAUUUUCCGUUAUAUAUGUAUAAAUUUAUAUAAUCAUUAUUGGAAUUAUAUAUCUAUAUAAGAACUUUAAAAUAUCAUCUCAUUCUAAUUUAUUAAUUUUUAUACAGAUCAAUUCGAAACUUCUAAAUUUAAUAUUUUAACAUGUUAUAAUUAAUCAAGUAAGUAUUAAUUUUUAAAAAGUUUAACUAUAAAUAGUUUCUAAGUUUUGGUUAGAUAUGACUACGAAAUAGUGAACUGAUGCCUUUAUUUAAUCAAGGACGAUUAGACCUUUAGUCAGCAAUGUUUUUUCUAUGUUUUGAAUUAGUAUCACUGAUCUGAACUAUGACAUCCAUAUUCAAGCACUGAAAUUUUUUCACCACAUUCCAGACAAAAUGUUGAGAGCUGGAAAGAUGGCGACAGCUCCAGUUACAUUUUUUCUUAAUUUUCUAUCGUUAACUUUAAAAACGAUUCUUUGUUCGUAGUGUUAAGAUUCAUUUAUAAUAUCUAUGUUUUGACAUGGUUAACCAAACAAUUUAUUUGAUUAUUCAGGUUGGAAUGAGAGGGGCCAUGGGGAAGGUAAAUGAUGAAAAAAGAUAUGAGAGUAGUACAAAUUUUUAUGGGGAUCUUGUGGCACCUUUUAAAGAACAAAUAUCAAUGACUCUAUCACCCAAUAGUUGGACUACAAAAUCUUUUGUGGGUCAAAUAAUUCAUCACUAAUCAUAUGAAUUGGAGGCAUAACUUUAAAUAUUGUUCUUUUGUUGAUAGAUAUUUUCGCGAAUGCACAGUAAAUAUAGAGGGUAAAAAUAUGAUUUCUGCAAAUUUUAACUAAAUACAAUACUUAUGCAUAAGAAAAACUCCCCCAAUCCUCAGUCUUUUUCUUUGAAAAUGGCUCUACUGUAAAUCUCUUGUCACAUCACACAGAAUUUCAGGAUAUAAAAAACUCAUCAAGCAUCAAUCAUACUGUUUAAAACGUGUUCAUUCGUUGGAAUGAGCUUUAUCUGGAAAUAUAACAUGGCUUUUCAAACCGGUAAAGAAAAAGAAGCGGAAUAAUGUAAGAGCCAGUAUUCUUGUGUCAUGAGCAUAUAUAAGUAGGAGUGAUUAACAGAUUUAUGUUCAAAUUGGACAUAUGGUAAAAUUAAGAGGGUUGGACCAGACUCUUACAUAUAUAUAUGCCCACGAUGGAAUGACGCUCCGUCUCAUAACGUCUGUUGUCUUAAUUUUACCAUACAUCCAAUUUGAACAUAAAAUUGUUAAUGAAUGUUGUAGGAGUCUGCGGUAAUGGAUCAAGCUCCUACUUAUAUAUGCUCAUGAUAGAAUGACGUUCCGUCUCAUAACGUCUUAAUUUUACCAUAUAUCCAAUUUGAACAUAAAAUUGUUAACGAAUGUUGUAGAAGUCUGCCGUAACUUGAUGAAUAUUGUUGGAGUCUACCGUACAUGAAGACAUUAUGAGACGGAGCGUCAGAGCCACUCAUCUUCACUUCCUACGAGUUAUAUAAUUUCUUUUGUAACAAAUACUUAAAAAACAUGCAGUGAGACAUUAUUAAUAUCUUUCAGUAAAAAUUACGUAAUAGAAACUGUAAAAGUACGUAGUAUAUUCGCCGUUAAAAUUAUUGGCUGGUAACUAUUUUGAUAUUUAAAUUGCAGUAUUUUUUAAAAAAAUAUGCAUAUCAAUCAUAAUAAAAUUUAAUAUAAAUUAAUUAAGUUAAAAUAACAUAUCAAAAUUAAAAUAAAUUAAUUUAAAUUUAAAUUUAAAUUAAAUAAUAUGAUUAUGUAUAUAGUCUAAAAAAGAUACCUAUAUAUUUACAUACAACUUUAUGUAUGUAAAAUUUUAGCUACCAAAUAGAAUUAGCAUUAAAAUAAUUGGAAUAAUAUUUUAAAAUAAUUCAAAUAGGAAACGUUUUGACUAACUACUAAACAGCUAUAUUUUUUUUGAAAAUGUUUCAUUAACUAAGAAACCUAAACGUAUGACAUGGAUACAUUAAAAGUUAAAAUUGUUAAAAAGAAAAAGGUAACCGUAGGAUAACUAGUGGAACACCAAAAAAAUUAUUUACUCAAUUUCUAAUACAUGAAAAAAUUGUUUGAUGUUGGGUUAACAAUUGAGUUAUCAAUUUUACUAAAGAAAUAACUCAAGAAUAACACAUUAUAUAUGUAAUGAUCAAGUACUACAAAAAAAUUAUGAAAAAACUAUCAAACCAACCUACUGCUAAACAUGGUAUAACAACGUAUGUCUUUUGUUUUUUGAUCAAACAAUGUAUGUCACACUACAUAUAUGUAGCAGUUUUUUUUUUUUUGUAACUGUAUGUAACAGUUUUCUUGUUGUUUGAUCGGAAAACGGUGAUAAAAGAGAUGUGGGUUUAACAAAGACGUUUUAUUAUGGUCGGAAGAAACGUUCAGUCGGUUACAAGAGAAGUAGAGAGAAUGCGACAGAGAAGAGGCCGGUAACUCGACGAGCUACCGGAAAAGUACAAAUAACGGCAAGAUGAAGUAAAGGUGAAAACCCUAAUCUAGCCGCCAAGUGUUAGUCAGAUGAUUUCGGAUCCUUUUCUCAUUCUUCUUCCUUCUCCUUAUAUAGUCCUCUGAUGUGUCGUUCUUGACCUAGCUUAUGUCGUCUUCGUGGGCUUUCCUUAUUUGGCCGAAAGGCCCAUAUUCAUCCGAGCGGUCGCCGAGCUGGAUGCCUCUUAGUCGACGACGGUCGACUCAAGGUACUCUAGAGGCGAGCCGAGAGACUGACCUUUUAAGCCGACUAUCCGAGCCAUCGCUUUCUUUGGUCCGGGCCAGGCCUUCUAUUCCUUGGGCCUUGUGGGAUGGUUAGAUCCAUUCCCUACACUUGUCAUGCGAUAAUUCGGAACCUCAUAUUACACAGGUCAGGAAACUACUGAUGAAAAUGUUGAUGCAUUUCUCAAGUUGUAUAAUUGUAUUAUCUAUUGAAUUCUCUACAAAUAGUGUGAAUCACUUCGAGAUACACUGACGUGUGGAAACUGAAGGGAGACCUUGACCAUGAAUUAGGUUAGUAGUUGUAUAUUUCCUUUUUCUUUAGUAACAAAACGAAGAAAAAUUUAACUGUUUUAUAAUAAAAAGUCUAGCCGACCAGACUUUCCUUCAAAAAAGACCAAAAACUCUUAACAAUUUCAACAAUGUUAUAAUAGUUGGAAAGAAACAUCCUAUUUUCCUUUUUUAUAUCUUUUCAAACACGGUCUUUGUUUUUGUAUCUACCUGCACUACCACCUUCCUCUCUUUUGCCUUUUUAGAAAACACUAUAAUCUCUAUAUAUAUAUUUCCUCUAUGCAGACAAAUUCUAUAUCUUCAACAUCUCCUCUAACACGUUUAGUUCAUUGAUACACAUUCAUGGAGAAGAGUUUCAUGUCUGAGUGCAAACAAUCUUCUUCUAUCACUUUCUUUACUCUGUUCAACUUGUUCCUCGGGUUCUGCAGAUGGCUUUCUUCUCCUCGCAUCUUUUUAUCCACAUUCUUUCCUCUUCUUCAACACCACCAACGUGUUGAAGAGAGUUUGAUCAAACACAUAGAAGAACGAGAAGAAGAUGAACUCUGUAAAGAAGACGCAGAGAUUGUUAUGAGAAGCUUAGGGCUUUCACCCGACUCAGAAAGCGAUGGGCUUCAAGAACGGUACAGUUCCAAGGAAAUUUCGAGUUUGUUCGAAGAGAAAGAGGCGAGCUUAGAGGAGGUGAAGCAAGCUUUUGAUGUGUUCGAUGAGAACAGAGAUGGCUUUAUCGACACUACAGAGUUGCAGAGAGUUUUGACAACACUAGGGUUCAAAGAAGGAUCAUGUGUAGAGAAUUGCAUGGUUAUGAUCAGAUCACUAGAUGGAAACAAAGACGGAAUAAUCGAUUUCAAUGAAUUUCUGAAGUUCAUGGAGAAUAGCUUCUGCUGAAUCAUAUGAUAUUAUAUUUUUCUUUAACCAUAUCAAUUCUUUUGUACUUCAAAGCACACUCUUAGCUUAUUGAUCCUUAUCCUUUUGGGAUGAGAUUGUGUAUGUUAAAACACUUAGACAUGAUUCUUGAUAUUAAUCAGACUUUCAUGAUAUUUUGAAAA